CGUGCGCGUUCGCCUUGCGCCGUACGCCUGCAAGCAGAACAACCGCUUUCAGUCCGACGUCGAUGGUCUGCGCGCGCGCACGUCGUCGCGCCGUCAGCAGCGAUCGCAAUGUUUUGAUAGUAUCCAAGUAUCGACUCGAUGGAGUCCAACCAGAGUCAAUCCUAAGUAUUCUCCACUUCUCAACGUCUCACCGACGACGACGACCACGGCAACCAUUAGUACAUUGCGGUUGGCUCCUACGCCGGUGGGAGUGGUGUGAUAAACAAGCGCCGAUCGUGUUUUGUUUGUGUGAAACAAAUGCCAUCGUGAGUCGCGGUGUUAAUAACAAAGCAGUGUCCGCAGCGUUCACGGGCGAUGGCCGUGCAGCAGCUGCAGCAGCCGACGACGGCAAGAAGGUGUUCGUAGUGCGUGCGCACUACGAUGGAGGAAAGCGGCGGGCACAAGUCGCGCUGCCGUUCCAACUCGGCGCGAGUGUUGCACUUCGAGGAGCUGGCGGCCGCCCCCGGCGCAAGCGGGGCGAACCUCCUGCCACAUGUUCAAGCGCAUAAAACAAAUGCCGCUCACGUUACAGACGCGGGCCCAUCCAAGCAUCAUCAUCACCAACAUCCCCAUCAUCAUCAGCAGUCGCAGCCGCUGCAGGCGCCUGUCGUGACGAAUCUGGUACGCAUUCGUAAUUCUACACUGGGAAAGUCUGCGCCAUCAUUGUCUGUCAAUAUGAGGGAUAACGGUGUGAAUCGAAGAAGUAAUCGUCCUGGCGCCGUCCACCGGCUGAGUUUCAUCGCCAACACGUCGCCGACGCUGCCGCGGUCCCAUUCGCCUAUCUGCGGCAGCCCCAUCGAUUCGCCACGCAAUCACAAUAGUUUUAUCAAUUUUUCCUUCGCUCCCAUCAAAAGGAUCGCUGCCGGUUAUCGCGGUGAUGGACGUCGUUGGUCCGUUGCCUCAUUGCCCUCAUCGGGUUAUGGCACCACACCGGGUAGUUCAAAUAUGUCUUCAAAGUGUUCAAGUCAUGAAAAACUUCAUCAAUUACCGCACAUCCCGACAUCGGACGAUAUGCGCAUCCUCACGCACCAUUUCUCGAGCAACGAAAGCAAUGCCUCGCUUGUGGGCUACGAGGACGGCAUCCACCGGUCACCGCUACACCGACCGCGUUCUCGCAGUUUAAGUAGUCCUAGUCGGUCACCGGUCGUUGAUAGCGAAAUAUCGAUGAUGAAUGUAAUGUACAAAGAGCGCUUUCCGAAAGCCACUCAACAAAUGGAGGAGAGACUUACACAUUUCAUCGCCGAGAACAAAUGCGCGCUCGAACCGUGCGAGAGCUGCGAUUAUCUGCCCAUCGUUCGUUUUGUUCACCAUCAAGUACUCGAAGUUGCGCGCGAUUGCCUGUCCAAAUCACAAAACAAACUCAUCACCAGCCGAUAUUUCUUCGAAAUGUCCGAAAACCUCGAACGGCUUCUCACAGAAACAAAAGAAAAGUCGGAGGAAGCCGCCAAUGAAGUGACGGGCCUGAUAAAGAAGCUCCUGCUGAUUAUUUCAAGACCUGCCAGGUUGUUAGAGUGUUUAGAGUUUGACCCCGAAGAGUUUUAUCACUUUCUAGAGGCGGCCGAAGGGCAACUCAAGGGGUUAUCCGGCAUCAAAGCUGAUUUACCACAGUACAUCAUUCAAAAACUCGGUUUAAAUCGCGAUCCAAUCGCGGAACUUCAACAGGAGUUACGCGACUGCAGCUGGAGUAACACCCCAUCGAAUAGAUCAUCCCUGUGUUUGACUUCGACACCGACAAGUGGUGUUCCACCUUCUGUACCUGGCGCAACAUGUCCCGGUGCUUCAUCUUCUUCAACAGCGACAGCCACGCCAUCUGGUAGCAAGUGGCAUACUAACCCAAAUGAGCAAGACUAUGAAAUAGUCAAGCUUAUCUCCAACGGAGCGUACGGCGCUGUGUACCUGGUGAAGCAUAAGCUGAGCAAACAACGCUUUGCGAUGAAAAAGAUCAACAAGAAUAACCUCAUGCUGCGGAAUCAAGUGGAGCAAGUGUUUGCCGAACGUGAUAUUCUUAGCUUUGCGGAUAACCCGUUUGUGGUGUCGAUGUACUGCAGCUUUGAGACGCGCAAGCAUCUUUGCUUGGUGAUGGAGUAUGUCGAGGGUGGGGAUUGCGCUAGCUUGUUGAAGAAUAUCGGGCCGCUGCCGCCGGACAUGGCGAGGUUCUAUUUUGCUGAGACGGUGCUGGCGGUCGAGUAUCUGCACAGCUAUGGGAUCGUGCAUCGGGACCUGAAGCCCGACAAUUUGCUGAUCACGGCUUUGGGGCAUAUUAAACUCACGGAUUUCGGGUUGAGUAAAAUGGGAUUAAUGUCAUUGGCAACCAAUUUAUACGAAGGCUACAUCGACUGUGAAACGCGUCAAUUUUCCGAUAAGCAAGUCUUUGGCACACCUGAAUACAUCGCCCCGGAAGUAAUCCUUCGACAAGGAUAUGGUAAACCUGUGGACUGGUGGUCCAUGGGUAUUAUUCUCUACGAAUUCUUAGUUGGCUGUGUUCCAUUCUUUGGUGAAACACCAGAAGAACUCUUUGCGCAUACAGUGAAUGAUGAUAUUGAAUGGCCUGACAGCGAUGAUUGGUCCGUACAAGAAGAAGUGAAAGACUUAAUCAUGGUCCUUUUGCAACACUCACCGCGCGAUCGUUUAGGCACAGGCGGUGCACAAGAAGUCAAAGAACACGUUUACUUCACAGGUCUCGAUUGGAAUUCACUCCUGCGACAGAAAGCCGAGUUUGUCCCACAAUUGGAAAACGAAGACGAUACGAGUUACUUCGACACGCGCGUGGAUCGCUACAAUCACGACCUGGAAGACGACACGGAUGACACGGCUGAUGAUUCGCCGGUGAUUGGUUUGUUUUCUUCCUGCUCGCCGCAGUACCGUAAAGUGCACUCAUCGCGUAUGAGUUUGAACGCGGAACUAGAGGGCGCUGUAGCUAGCGGUGUGGGUAAUUUCAACUAUGGCGGAGCGGAAGGCAUUCGUAUUUUAACCUCGGUUGCUACCACGCCUGACGCACCGGAAAUGGCGGAUUAUCGUAGAGUGAGGCAGAGUUUACUUACGCCCGAUAAGGAUUAUUCGGAUGUGAUGCCGCUGGAUAGAAAGUUGAUGGAUCUCAAUCGAACUGUGAGCACGCCGGAGAGCUCACAGACCGACAGCGAUGAUGUUUCACCGCAAAUCACGCGCCGUAGGAAGAACGUGCACACGAGGGAUUUGCUGCCCAAGUUUUCGAUUUCCAUCGAGGAUGAUACUUUGAUGAAACAUUCCAAUCUUGAAAAGGAGAAGGAGAAAGAAAAAGAGAUGCAAAACGCAUCAGCGCAGAACUCCAAUUCAAUUUCGUUGAAUUUGAAGUUGAAGGAUAAUCAGGGUGAGAAAGCGAAAGAGAAGGAUAAAUUUACGCCGCAGAAACACAAAAGUCGCGCGGUUGUGAAGAGUGCCUCCGCUUCCGGUCUCUCGUUGAUGAUUCCAUCGGAUGAUUUCCAGACACCGCCCAGUGUUCAUUCUCCUGGUGGCGGAUUGUCUGGUAUGUCGGGAAUUAGUGGUGGGGGGUCAAGCACGGCAAGUUCGAGAGAUACGUCGCCUUGCCGCGAGUUGUCGCCACUGGUCACCAAUCUCAAACCGCCGAUUAUUAUUCGUCGCGGGCCGAAAGGUUUCGGGUUCACCGUGCACACUAUUCGGGUGUAUUACGGAGACACUGAUUUUUACACGAUGCAUCAUCUUGUUAUGGCUGUCGAUGAAGGAAGCCCUGCUUUUGAAGCUGGACUCCGUCCUGCUGAUCUUAUAACUCACAUAAAUGGUGAGGCUGUUCAGGGUCUGUACCACACACAAGUUCUACAGUUGUUAUUGGGAGGGGCGGAGCAUGUGAGCCUACGCGCCACGCCUCUGGAUCAAACGUCGAUUCAAAGCGGUGGGCGUAAACGCGAACCAGGCCAGAGUAAACUUGCUAAGCGUAGUAUACAUAGGCAGCGGAAACAAAAGAGGGAUAAUGAAAAACGGCGAAAAACUUCGCUUUUCCGUCGGAUUUCCAGCAAGCGCGCUAAUGUUGAAAUGCAACAGAUGGCGGCAACUAUUCAGUCUCCAUUGACGGUGACGCCUAGUAGGAGUUUCUCUUCGUUUCCACGCAGUCAGGACACUACACCUUCGACGUUGAGAAGUGGUUCGCAUUCUCAGCGAGCCAGUUUGUCGCCAUCGGACUCCUUCAGUCAGCACUCUUCGUCAUCAUCCUCGCAGUCGCCUUCUAGCUCGCCCAACCAGAGCUCCUGCUCCACGUCAGGCAGCCCUGCUCUUGGCAUCGGCGCAAAUCGUAAUAAACAGCACUAUCAGCGUCCAUCCACCUUGCAUGGCUUGAAGCAUAAGCUGCAUUCGAACGCGUGCACGCCGAAAAGCUUGCACGCCGGCGUGGGCGGCGGUGGCCCUUCGGCGGCCGUCGUCCCCAAUCGGCGCAAGUCGGUCGGCCACAUCCCGCUCUCACCGCUCGCGCGCACCCCAUCGCCAUCGCCGCUGCCGGCGUCGCCGACGCGCUCACCCAGUCCGUUGGCUUUUCCAGUUGGACAUCAACCUGGCGCGUCUAACACCACGCAGAGCUACAGUCCCUCGGCGACCGCUAGCGGCAACGCAUCCGGCAGCAACUCCGCUCCAACAGCGCCACUUGCCGGCUGCGGCCAACCGAAGAAGUUUGUACGCGCGAAGGCGGCCGAACCAGGCUCGCCACUUCUACGUCGGGCGUUGUCACCCGAUCGGCUGCAUCCGCGCAGCGCCGAGAGUAAGUGUUCCAUUUCGCCGUUGUGCUCGUCAGGAUCGACGCAGGUCCAGAAGGCUCAAACACGAGGUGCUAACAGCGCUAUCUGGCGGUCCAUGAGUCAGCCAGAAGUGCCAUCAAUGCGUGAUACGCCUCCUGCGCCAUCUGCGCAUGAACCUAAUGACACGGCAACUACAAGCGAAGCAAUCCUUACGUCAACUCCCGCCGCCAUUAUUACAACUGCUCCCACAACGGUGUCUACAACUACAUCAACGUCGGAGAACCGGCUGUCACUGACGCUUGCCGGCCCCGGUGAACUUCUGCCUCGCAUCGCCGAAGAGAAAGACUCACCGACAAAUCCUGAAAAUCUCGCAAAGUCGGUUGUGCCCACCAGCCCUAAAGACACUAAGGAAAACGAGAAGGAAACGAAAGAGAAAGAUAACAGCAAAGAUAAGAAACAAAAGAAAGACGCCAAGUCCUAGUAAUUUUCUUACAUAACCUUAUCGAUAAUUUGUGUCACACACACAACUCUCUUUCACUUGUUUCGUAAUGUUAGUACCUGGAUUUUCAAAACCUCAUUGUUUGUUCUACGUAAACAUAACCUGUCUAAACGUAAGCUUACUUAAUUUCAAAUGAUUGUAGGCGCGUAACAAACGGUUAUGAUGGUUGCCGGACGAUUAGGCGGUUCGGAGUUUUAUCACGUGUGUCAUAUAUAAUCUAAGGUAUUUAAAUAAUUCUCAAUGUCAUGAACAAAUGGUAUGUAAGACAGCUGACUGUAAUCUCCAUUGAGGUUAGUUCAGCUCACAUGCACAGCUUGUGCCUAAACCAAUUCUUCGAUUAAUCUGACUUUUGACGUUGAACUGUUCAAAUUAGCGCAAAAUUAAGAUAUUGCAAGAGAAACGAAAUUGUUCCCAUGGGUCCAAUUUAAUUUUUGUUUGAUCAUCAUGUCACGAAUUUGGUUAUGUUGAAUAACUGUAUAUUAUUUUCGUUUCUAAGUUCAAGUUUUGUAUAGUAUUUCACAUUUUUGUACAUACCGCAACACAAGUUGCACUCAGAUGCACACAAUAUGGCCGCCGUGGCGUAUUCUGUUGGAAGUUAUUUCGUUAAUUUUCGUUCUCGAUCGAUGUUGAAUGUGAUUUUUAGACUCGAAAGCCGAGCACGUACGAAUUCGUAGUUGAUUUUAAUUUGUAUAUGUAAUUAGUGUAAUUGUAUAGUUAUGUCGUCGGGUAGCUGAGCAGUGAGAGGUUAGACAAGGUAACACAUAACAAAAGGCUAGAUUCUAGGUUAUGCUCAUUGUGAGCCCCGCAGCAAUUUCAUCGUAGUCACAUAGUAUCGCUAUUUAUUUACGUUCAGCCCUAUCAACAAACAAUAACAAACACCCAUUAGAUAUUUAAACAUAAAGCAUUGCAAUUUAUAUUACUUGAAGUUGUGAAAUUCAUAAAAUGUGCGCAUAGAUGCAAAGCAGGAGCAACCAAACUAUCAUAAAUUGUUUUCGUCUUGACGAGAACUUCUGUGAGAAA
Messenger RNA from Dalotia coriaria, 6276 nucleotides. It is a transcript of the gene dop, whose product is annotated as microtubule-associated serine/threonine (MAST) protein kinase dop. The coding region runs from base 421 to 5238 and encodes 1605 amino acids. Gene Ontology annotation, biological process: intracellular signal transduction; peptidyl-serine phosphorylation. The record is from RefSeq and is a predicted model, not a curated record. Gene Ontology annotation, molecular function: magnesium ion binding; protein binding; protein serine/threonine kinase activity. NCBI's taxonomy places the organism in Eukaryota, Metazoa, Arthropoda, Insecta, Coleoptera, Staphylinidae. The transcript is spliced from 11 exons.